CUCAUUAACUGCAGCCUAAAUGUAAUUCUGUCGAUGUUAAUUACAAUUUAUAAUAAAUAGUAUUGAAACUUCAAUUGUGUUUUUAUUUAAAACAUGAAACAUGGUGUCUUAUAAGUGGGAUACAAAUAAAUUCAAGUGCGUGAGUAAUAAAUUAACAUAAAAAUGUGUUAUAACAAUGAGUGAGUCGGAAGAUGAAAACGUGCUUCAACAAACUGAACAAAGGACUGUGUCUAGAAAAACUGAAAAUUUCACAAUGGUUCCAUGCAAUCUUCAGAAUUUUAAUUUCGAGGGCAAUUUAGCCGAAAAUUGGAAGCACUGGUAUCAGAAAUUUGAGAUUUAUCUCUUGGCUUCUAACCUAAAUUCUGAAAAUGACGCUAGGAAGGUUGCUCUACUACUACAUAAUUUGGGUGACAAAUGCAUAGACAUUUUCAAUUCGUUCAACCUCUCAUCCGAAGAUGCAAAAAAGUACGACGUGGUGGUAAGUAAAUUUGAAAACCAUUUCUCGCCUAAGAAAAACCUCACGGUUCUGAGACAUAAAUUUCUAAAUAGGAAACAGCUGCCAUCUGAAUCCAUCGAUAGUUUCUAUACAGACUUAGUUAACUUGAGCCUCGCUUGUGAAUUUGACUCUGUCCGCGAAAGUCUUGUUUGCGAUGUCUUAAUAUCAGGGCUUAACUCUCAAAACCAGAAUGUCAGGGAACGAUUAUUGAGAGAGCCGGAGAUUAACUUGGAGAAGACUUUAGCAAUCUGUAAAGCUGCUGAACUGUCUAAACAACACAUCAGAGAACUUGAAGCAGAACAUAAUGUCUAUACAGUAAACGUCCAUAAGCAACGAGAGAGGGGUUACCAACAACCACAAACGUUCAGACAGAAACAGGUUCAUCAGGACCAACGGAACAAAUUUCAUCCACCAUCACAGCAGAAAUCAACUGGGACAGGAAGCCCAUUACUGCUGCUCCUUUAAGAUUACAGCGAAUGAUGCUAAAAGUUCAACGCUAUGACUUAAUUGUUGUAUACAAGCCAGGUAAAUUGAUGUAUAUAGCUGAUACACUGUCACGUGCAGCACUUCCAGUUGAAGGUAAAGAAGAUAUUGAUGUUUUAGAUGAGGACAUCAUUUGUGAGGUAAAUAUGUUAAAAUCUUAUCUUCCCGUGUCUGAAAGUAAACUAAACCUGCUAAGAGAAAAAACCAGUUCAGAUGAAUGUCUAGGUAUUUUAAAGAUGUAUAUAUCUAAAGGUUGGCCUCAAAAGCCUGAAGUCAGUAAUAUGGUUUUACCAUUUUGGAGUAUUAAACAUGAUCUUCAUGUUGUAGAUGAUCUUGUUUUCAAAAAUCAAUCUAUUGUUGUACCUAGUUCACUUCAUAAAAUGAUGCUUGAAAGUUUGCAUUGUGGCCAUGUAGGAAAACAAACAUGUGAGAUUAGGGCACGGAAUUUAUUGUAUUGGCCCACCUUACAUAAGGACAUUGAAAGUUUUGUAAAUAAAUGUAGUGUUUGUGCUAAGUUUAAGCCUAUGAAUGCAAAAGAACCGUUGUUGUUUCAUGAUGUACCAGAUUUGCCUUGGCAUAAAGUGUCAGGUGACAUUUUUGAGUUUGAUAACCAAUAUUUUCUUGUACUAAUGGACUAUUAUUCUAAAUAUAUUGAGUUAGUAUCUUUGUCAGACAUUACUUCAAAAACUGUAAUCGAGAAAUGCAAAUCAAUAUUUGCUCGCCAUGGAAUUCCUGUUACUUUAGUAGUUGAUUCAGGAAGUCAAUUCACUUCUAACGCUUUUCACGAGUUUUCUGUGUUGUACGAUUUUAAGCUAGUGAUAGUUAGUCCAAAACACUCUCAAUCUAAUGGUCAAGCUGAGUCAGGUGUCAAAAUAGCGAAAAACUUACUGAAGAAAACAAAAGAAUCUAAGUCUGAUGUGUAUCUUGCAUUGUUAAGUUAUCGUAACACUAGUAAACAAUAUCAACCUUCACCAGCAGAGUUAAUGUUUAGUAGAAAACUCAAUGGCCUAUUGCCACUGUCUAAAAGUAGUUUGCAGCCUAAAGUAACAAAACCUAACAAAAUUUUGUCAGACAAGAGAAAAGAUUGUAUUAAAAAGUACUAUGAUAGAAAUAGCAAAGAGUUACCCUCUUUAAAUGUAGGAGACAAAGUGUAUUUUAAGAAAACUGUUGAUUCACCUUGGACAGCAGGAAAAGUUGUAGAAAAAAAUAGAAUCCCCAGAUCCUAUGUUUUGUCUGAUGAGAAAGAUAAAAUGUUUGUAAGAAAUAGGAAGAUGAUUAGGCCAGAUUUGUCUAAUGAUACAGGUAAUGAAACCAUAAUGCCUGAAACAAGUCCUAAGUCAGAUUCACAAAUCAGUUUGUCAGGUACUAAUGGUAAUAGCCUUAUUUCUCCGCAAAGUAGUCCAGUGUUGUUUCAAAGACCAGUAGGCCUAACUCCUAGAAUUUCAUCAGAAGAACAAAUUGUUAAAAGUUUCGAUGGUUGUGUAAGCCGAAAGGGUAGAUUGAUAAGAAAUCCAAAGCGGUUGUCUUAUGAUUAGGUUUUGGUGUAUAUUUUGUUAGACUUGAAAGGAAAAUGUUAAAGUUGUAUUUUGGAAAGUUAAAAUUUUCAAUUUUGUAAAAGAGAGGGGAUGUUGAUAUAUGUAUAUAGUGAAGUCCAUGUUUAGAGGUAUUACUCUUUGGUCUUUGUGUAUUCUCUUUUAAGUGUACUUGAUU
This is a messenger RNA of Macrosteles quadrilineatus (aster leafhopper), 2689 nucleotides long. RefSeq lists its product as uncharacterized. Gene Ontology annotation, biological process: DNA integration. The coding region runs from base 176 to 961 and encodes 261 amino acids. The transcript is spliced from 2 exons. Gene Ontology annotation, molecular function: nucleic acid binding. The record is from RefSeq and is a predicted model, not a curated record. Lineage: Eukaryota; Metazoa; Arthropoda; Insecta; Hemiptera; Cicadellidae.